ACACUCCUCCUGUGAAGGAGGAAGAGGAGGGAGCUGCUGGGAAAACACUGACUUUAUAGACAGAGAGCUUUGGGAUGCAGCCAGAGAGUAUGUGCUUAGCUGACUAACCUAGAGGCUACACCGCCGGCAAUGCUGAGCAUCGGAACAUCUUGUACUAAACUAUACUAGCAGACAUGACUGCAGCUGCUGCUAUGUUGAGCAGGUCGGUCCUGAGCAGAGGAAUCACUGCACACCGCCUCAGUAAAAACGUCACUUUCUACAUGAAUGAAGUCUCAGGAUGUCCUAAUAACAACAGAGAGUCUGGAGAGCAUAAUAAUAAUAAUAAACCUCUCAUGCUGAUGCUGCCCUGGUUGGGCUCUCGACCUCAAGCUGUGGCCAAAUACUGUGACAUCUACUUCCGCACCGGCUUCGAUGUGCUGGUGGUGGAGAGUGAGGUGCAAGAGUUCCUGUGGCCUCGCUGGGGUCUGGAUCAUGGAAAGAGGUUGCUGGAGUUGCUCCACAGUGAGCGCUUUGUGUCCCGCCCGCUGCUCGUCCACGCUUUCUCUAUCGGCGGCUUCACAUUUGCUCAGCUGCUGGUACAUGUUUCCCAGGACACGCAGAAAUAUCAGGCGCUCACACAGAGGAUCAAAGGGCAAGUCUAUGAUAGCCUGGUGGUGGGCUCUGUGGAGACGAUGGCCGGAGGUCUAGCUAAGACUAUAUUUCCACGUUGGAAGACGCUGGUAAAGCAAGUAAGCCUGUUAUACUUUGACAUGUUCAAACGCCAGACGGUGGACCACUUUAACACAACCCUCGAUGUGUUUUGGAACUCUCCCGUCACCGCUCCUGCGCUGUUCUUCUUUUGCGAGAACGACGCGUUGAGCGACCCACGAGCCAUGGAGGAGAUGAUUGAUCACAUGCGGAAGCGCGGGGUCGACAUCACGGCAAAGAAGUGGGAGGAUUCAACACAUGCAGGUCACCUAAAGAGGCACCAACAAGAGUAUCUGAGCAUCCUGGACGUGUUCCUCCACUCACUCCGCCUCGCCCCGCUGAAGGCCAAGAUGGGGGGAGGCAGCAUAAAGGAGGAAACAAACUUAGGUGAAAGAAAUUCUUGAAUUAAAAACAAAACUAGGAGCAAGCAAAGUGAUGUGGGCAGACUGGGCUUUUUGUAGAUGGUUGAUUGGGAUCCUCCUGAAACAAAGAAUGAAGGACAGGUACACAGAGCACUACAUAUAGGUCAUAACAAUAGGGAAGGAGAUUUACGGUACCUACUCUUCUAUACUCUUAAUUUAUAAUAAUUAACUCUAAUUAAUUUAACUCUAAGUUGUUUUCAGAAGCCAUUGUGCAUGCACUAUUUUCUACUUUCUCUAAGCCAAAACAUAAUGCCAUCACAGCACAGUGUUUCAUAUUUACACAAACAACACCAGGGACUUGAGGCUUUUGAUGGCCUACCACUGCCUAGAAGAAUAUUUCUUCUUCCACAAGAAAUGCCAUGUUGGUGUUUGUUGACAGUGCUGAACUAAACUUUUGAUAACACCAUGAUACAUCCAGGAGUUCAUAUGGCCUCUUGAGAGACAGAGAUCGCAUAAUGUGCUUUCACAAACUACCAAAGCAGCAAGUUAGACUUGUUUUAACGUUUUACAAAUGAAUGAUAUGUCUGUUGAAGGUUGUUUUGAACAUGUGCCUCUAAUAUUGUAAAGCUUUGUGUGUCAUAACUUGAAUAUUUUAUACAUUUCUUGUUUGUGCAAUAAAAUCUCUAAGAAUUUUGUGCCAACA
This is a messenger RNA of Sebastes umbrosus (honeycomb rockfish), 1752 nucleotides long. RefSeq lists its product as uncharacterized. The transcript has 5 exons. NCBI's taxonomy places the organism in Eukaryota, Metazoa, Chordata, Actinopteri, Perciformes, Sebastidae. Gene Ontology annotation, molecular function: serine hydrolase activity. The record is from RefSeq and is a predicted model, not a curated record. The coding region runs from base 174 to 1091 and encodes 305 amino acids.